GGGACGGAGUUGCGCAGAAAGCCCGGCAGGCUUCAGCCUCAGACUGAAACUAAUUGGAGCUAAAAUGGCGCUGACUUCCCAAGGAACAAAGAAGAAAGUUUGCUAUUAUUAUGACGGUGAUGUUGGGAAUUAUUACUAUGGCCAGGGUCAUCCCAUGAAGCCUCACCGCAUCCGUAUGACUCACAACCUCCUCCUCAACUAUGGCCUCUAUAGGAAGAUGGAGAUCUAUAGGCCACACAAAGCCAAUGCUGAAGAGAUGACCAAAUAUCACAGCGACGACUACAUCAAGUUCCUCCGCUCCAUCCGCCCAGAUAACAUGUCCGAGUACAGCAAGCAGAUGCAGAGAUUUAACGUGGGUGAAGACUGCCCCGUGUUCGACGGCCUGUUUGAGUUCUGUCAGCUUUCAACAGGCGGCUCUGUCGCGGGUGCCGUGAAAUUAAACAAGCAGCAGACAGACAUCGCUAUUAACUGGGCGGGCGGCCUCCAUCAUGCCAAGAAGUCGGAGGCGUCUGGUUUCUGCUACGUCAACGACAUUGUGCUGGCCAUCCUGGAACUGCUCAAGUACCAUCAAAGAGUUCUGUAUAUUGAUAUCGACAUCCACCAUGGAGAUGGAGUCGAGGAGGCCUUCUACACCACAGACCGCGUCAUGACCGUGUCUUUCCAUAAGUAUGGAGAAUACUUUCCUGGCACGGGUGACCUCCGAGACAUUGGUGCUGGAAAGGGUAAAUACUAUGCUGUGAACUACCCACUCAGGGAUGGGAUUGAUGAUGAGUCUUAUGAAGCCAUAUUCAAACCCAUCAUGGCUAAAGUGAUGGAGAUGUACCAGCCGAGUGCUGUCGUGCUUCAGUGUGGUGCUGACUCUCUGUCUGGGGACAGGCUGGGCUGCUUCAACCUCACCAUCAAAGGUCAUGCUAAGUGUGUCGAGUACAUGAAGAGUUUUAACCUGCCCUUACUCAUGCUGGGUGGAGGAGGCUACACCAUCAGGAACGUGGCUCGCUGCUGGACCUAUGAGACAGCCGUCGCCCUGGACAGCACUAUUCCCAAUGAACUUCCAUACAACGACUACUUCGAGUAUUUCGGACCUGACUUCAAACUCCAUAUCAGUCCCUCCAACAUGACCAACCAGAACACAAACGACUACCUAGAAAAGAUCAAGCAGCGUCUGUUUGAGAACCUACGCAUGCUGCCUCACGCUCCCGGAGUGCAGAUGCAGGCCAUCCCAGAGGACGCCGUGCAGGAGGACAGCGGGGACGAGGAGGACGACCCAGACAAACGCAUCCCCAUUCGUGCCCACGAUAAGCGGAUAGCCUGCGACGAAGAGUUCUCCGAUUCCGAGGAUGAAGGACAAGGCGGCCGCAGAAACGCGGCCAACUACAAGAAGGCCAAGAGAGUGAAGACCGAGGAGGAGAAAGACGGAGAAGAAAAGAAAGAUGUGAAGGAGGAGGAGAAAACCCCAGAUGAGAAAAUGGACACAAAAGGGCCAAAAGAAGAGCUGAAAACAACCUGAACACCAGAGUCUAAACAGAUGCAUGAACUCGAGUUCACACACACACACACACACGUGAUGUUAGCCUCCGUGCUAAAGACUGUAAAUUAUUUUCUAAGACUUCUUUUACUAUUUGUAUUCUUAAUGGGUGGCAUAAGUUUUGUUUUUGUUUUUUUGUUUUGUUUGUUUGUUUGCAUUACACGUGUUGAAAUGUAAGAUGUAUCCUUUCCUUAUCACACACCCCUCAUGGUUUGGUCCCCCACCCCCGGGUUAUGAAUCUUGGCAUCAUUUUAGGUAGAAAUUUAUAGUAACACCUCAAACCGGACCAGAAGCAGGUGAGAUGGUCAUUAGCUGUGCUCCACCUCUAAGUUAUUUGGAAUCAUGGACUUGAAUACAUAAACACGUGCAUCGUUUCCUGUAUUAGGUCUUGUCUUUUGUGGAUGCUGCUCCUCCCUGGCCCAGUGUCCUUUACCUCAUUUUAAAGAGAGAAAUUUGUUUGUUUUAAUGAUGUCUUUGUUUAUGGCUCCUGUGGCCAGAAAUAGCAGUUUUAGGAGUUCCACAGUUCUGUGGUUUUGAAUUGUCCAUAUUAUUAUUAUUUUAUUUUUUUUUUUUUUUGUAAAGUAAAUAAAGAGAACAUGAUCUCUUA
Neoarius graeffei (lesser salmon catfish) is the source of this 2132-nucleotide messenger RNA. It is a transcript of the gene hdac1, whose product is annotated as histone deacetylase 1. The transcript is spliced from 14 exons. Gene Ontology annotation, molecular function: histone deacetylase activity. Bases 65 to 1507 code for a protein of 480 amino acids. NCBI's taxonomy places the organism in Eukaryota, Metazoa, Chordata, Actinopteri, Siluriformes, Ariidae. The record is from RefSeq and is a predicted model, not a curated record.